Molecule: messenger RNA, 1612 nt
Organism: Xiphophorus couchianus (Monterrey platyfish)
Lineage: Eukaryota; Metazoa; Chordata; Actinopteri; Cyprinodontiformes; Poeciliidae
Product: C-type mannose receptor 2-like
Exons: 5
Coding region: 426-1562 (378 amino acids)
Source: RefSeq, a predicted model, not a curated record
CAAGUGGGAGACUGGACACAGAAACUGAAAUGAACACACAGAAAAACUCAAAUCCUCACAGUUUCUGGAUUGUCUUUCACGUUUAUGCAAAUAUUCUACUUCUGCUGGGUGUUUUAAAAUCUUUGACUAAAUUAUUGGCAAUGCUGACUAUAACACAAAGUAAUCUAAACACCUCUUACUGAAGUGACUUUCUCUAGUAGAUGGCUAUUUGUCCAAGAGUUGUAUAAUUUAUGAGCAACAGGGUUGAGUGACACGUAUAUUCAAAUUGUCUCUUUGCCAACAAAAGCCGUCUGUUCUGAAAAGGCGUCUACAUUUCUCCCGGACCUGUCUACUACCGAACCAUUCAUCUGAACAGACGUAACCAGAUACAUGGCUAUUUGAAAACAAAAUUAAAGCACAAACUGUUCACUCUUGACCAAGCAGAUAUGACGCAGAUCCUUUUCCUCCUCAUUCUGUUGGGCAAGUGUUGCUUCAUGGACUGUCAGCUCUAUCAGUUUCACUACAUUAAUGAGAAUAAAAACUGGACUGAAGCUCAGCAGUACUGCAGAGAGAAACACACUGACCUGGCCACAGUGACCAACAUGGAAGGCCUGACCAGACUCCUCAGCAAGUCACCAGGAACAAUGGCAGAAGCUUGGAUUGGUCUGUAUGGUCAGACAAAUGGCAUCAGGAAAUGGUACUGGUCUCUACCUGGAGUGGAGUUCAAUGUGAAUAUAACAGAAUGGGACAAUGCUGAGCCAGAUGAUCAUGAUACUGAAAACUGUGGGUUUAUUUUAGAAAGUCUAAAGUGGGGCGACAUCUCUUGCAACAGAGAGAAGUACUUUCUCUGCUAUAAUGAAAGAAAAACUUCAGAUAAAUUCCAUCUGAUAGAGCAAAGUAAGACCUGGCUGGCAGCUCAGAGUUACUGCAGAAAGGAGCACACAGACCUGGUCAGUGGACUGGACCAGGUGACUGAUGAACAACUGAGGAAAGUAUUGAGCUCGACAGACAGCCUGCAAGACAAACUACGAUAUGUGUUUAUGGGUCUGUUCAGAGACACCUGGAGGUGGUCAGAUGGAAGCAGUUUCUCUUUCAGACACUGGAAUCUACAGUUUGAUGAUGAGCAAAACAACAGCGGCCAAUGUGCCCUGGUUGAAUUCAGUGGUGAAGGCAGAUGGAAGAAUGUGGACUGUUCUGUUACAAAACCUUUCUUCUGUUAUGAUGAUAAACUGAUUCUGAUCAACCAAAAUAAAACCUGGGAGGACGCCUUGUACUACUGCAGAGAUCACCACCAUGACCUGGUCACCAUCACCAACAUGGAUGACCAAAUAUGGAUCCGGGAGAAAGUCAAGAAGGCCACAAGUCCUCUAGUCUGGACGGGUCUGCGCUACACCUGCACUCUGGAUUUCUGGUUCUGGGUCAGUGACGAGGUGGUCAGCUAUCACAACUGGGCCUCAGAUGAAUUGAUGGACGACUGUGACAUGUCUGGAGCCAUGGAGACGGGAGGAGAAUACAAGUGGUUUAAAAGAAAUGAUGCCAACAUGUUUAACUUUGUCUGUUCUAAACAUCCUCUAGGUGAAUAAGUGAUGUAUUAAACACCACUUGUUCUCAUAUUAUUGUAUAUAAAAGCUGA